This is a messenger RNA of Hibiscus syriacus, 896 nucleotides long. Its product is annotated as peptidyl-prolyl cis-trans isomerase CYP19-4-like. Gene Ontology annotation, cellular component: intracellular membrane-bounded organelle. Bases 97 to 762 code for a protein of 221 amino acids. Lineage: Eukaryota; Viridiplantae; Streptophyta; Magnoliopsida; Malvales; Malvaceae. Gene Ontology annotation, molecular function: peptidyl-prolyl cis-trans isomerase activity. The transcript is spliced from 8 exons. Gene Ontology annotation, biological process: protein folding; protein peptidyl-prolyl isomerization. The record is from RefSeq and is a predicted model, not a curated record.
AUAUACUAACGGACACAACAAAGACAGCCCAAUAACCGGUUUUCCACUGAUAUUUCCCCUUUUCGCCAUUGAAACAGCUGAAAACAAAAGCCAGAUAUGGCAACCAAGACGAGAUUGGCUUCGGUUGCCGCGUUGUGGAUUCUAGUUCUUUUUGGAACCUUAGUUUUGAUUCAGAAUCGAUUGAGCGACGCUGGAGUUUCCGAACCAAAGCUUAAUCAGGGCUUUGAGGAUGAUUCAGAGGAAAUUACACAUAAAGUGUACUUUGAUGUCCAUAUUGAUGGAAAAUCUGCUGGUCGGAUAGUCAUGGGCCUAUUCGGUAAAAGCGUUCCAAAAACUGCAGAGAACUUCCGCGCCCUUUGCACAGGGGAGAAAGGAACCGGAAAAAGCGGGAAGCCUCUUCAUUACAAAGGGAGCACUUUCCAUAGAAUUAUUACCAGCUUUAUGAUCCAGGGUGGCGACUUUACUCGUGGCGAUGGACGAGGUGGAGAAUCUAUAUAUGGUGAAAAGUUUGCUGAUGAGAAUUUCAAGCUCAAGCAUAACGGGCCUGGACGACUUUCAAUGGCCAAUGCUGGGAAAAACACCAAUGGAUCACAAUUCUUCAUCACAACUGUAACAACCAGCUGGUUGGACGGACAUCAUGUCGUAUUUGGCAAGGUGAUUACUGGAAUGGAUGUCGUCUUCAAGAUAGAAGCCGAAGGAAACAAGAGUGGUGUGCCAAAAUCUAAAGUUGUCAUUGCAGAUAGCGGCGAGGUGCCUUUAUAAUUUACUCACUUUGUUUCAACUGAAUGUAAACUUUUAGAGUCUGUUUUAAUUGAUAACAUUCCCUUGUAGAGCAUACAUCAGUUACUUUCUUACUGCCAUAUUGAAGAAAUGAUUUAACGUUUGGGUUUCGAACA